Messenger RNA from Paramecium pentaurelia, 1345 nucleotides. The record is from the annotation of a GenBank genome assembly. NCBI's taxonomy places the organism in Eukaryota, Ciliophora, Oligohymenophorea, Peniculida, Parameciidae.
AUGGAUUAGAGAUAAGAAAAUUAUAAAGAAGUUAUAAUAGAUUGGAUGUAAGAGAAACAUAAAUUAUAUAUAGUUAUAACUUGAAAUACAUUUUAAAUGCAUAUUUAAAUAACAAAAACGUCCCUUCAGGUCAUCCAAUUUAUAUUUUAGGACAUCGUAUUGAUAUUGAUAAUAAUGAUAUUGAUGUAAAUUAUAUUAUAACAUUAGGAUCGUAUCAAUAAAAUAAAGUAGUUAGUUUAAGAUACCAUUUGGAUAACAUAUAGAAGAAAUUUCCCACCUUUAUAUUGUAAUUUAAGUGAUUAUUAUUUAAGAAUCAAAUUAUAUCUCAGAUACCGGUUGGGGAUGUAUGCUUAGAGUAGGAUAAAUGGCUAUGGCUUAAAUGCUUAAGAAACAUCUAAAAAAUCAUGGUGAUAAAAGAGAUGAAGAUUAUGAUAACAUUUUAUUAGCCUUUGCUGAUAAUGAUUCAUAAGAAUAUAAGGAAUUUAUUGAAUUCUCAAAUAAAAAUGAUAAAUCAAAAGUCCAUAAUUUUAUUUGUCCAUUUAGCAUUUAAAAAAUAGCUUAUUUAGCUAAAAAAGAAUUCAAUCUAGAUCCAGGUGAAUGGUAUAAACCUAAUUAUAUACUAUUUCUACUUGAAGAAUUGCACAAUACUAUACCUAUUAGAGGUUAAUAUAUUCAUUAAUUAAAUUUAGCAUCUGAGAAUCUGAAAUUGUGUGUAUUUAAUGAUUCUUGUCUCUUUCUUGAUUAAUUGAUGAAUAGAAUGUUUGAAAUUAAAUUUGAAACUGAUAAAGAUCUAGAAGAACAAUUAGAAAAAACUUAAUUCAAAAGCAAAAAUAGUUUAGCAAUAUUUGUCUUAACUAGAAUUGGUUUAGAUGAACCUAAUUAAAAAUAUCUAAAAGUUUUAGAUGAAUUAAUGGAAUUACCAUAUUUCUAAGGUAUUGUUGGAGGUACACCAAAAAGAGCAUUUUAUAUACUUGGAAGAAUUAAUGAUCAUUAUAUUUAUUUAGAUCCACAUUAUGUAUAGGAAGCUGAAAACAAAGAUUAAAUUAUUGAAAAUAAAAUGUUCAAUCGAACUUCUUAUAGUUGCAAAUAUAUUCACUUAUUAAAUUAAAAGCAUGUAGAUACAUCUAUGGGAUUAUCAUUUUAUAUUCGUAAUAAAAGUGAAUUACUACAAUUUUGGAGAGAUGUAAAUUAUUUUAAUAUUAUUUAGAUGAAACAAAUAAAACAAAAAUCAGAAGAUUUCUUUGUUUUCCUCUCAGAUUUUACACCUGAAUAUGUUGAUUAUAGUAAUUAACUAGAGGAAAGUAAUAACAAACUUAAUGAUGAUGAUGUUGUAUUUUUAUAAUGA